Neofelis nebulosa (Clouded leopard) is the source of this 2404-nucleotide messenger RNA. It is a transcript of the gene ATP23, whose product is annotated as ATP23 metallopeptidase and ATP synthase assembly factor homolog. The coding region runs from base 1238 to 1846 and encodes 202 amino acids. Gene Ontology annotation, cellular component: extrinsic component of mitochondrial inner membrane. The transcript has 6 exons. NCBI's taxonomy places the organism in Eukaryota, Metazoa, Chordata, Mammalia, Carnivora, Felidae. The record is from RefSeq and is a predicted model, not a curated record. Gene Ontology annotation, biological process: mitochondrial proton-transporting ATP synthase complex assembly; mitochondrial protein processing. Gene Ontology annotation, molecular function: metalloendopeptidase activity.
CAGGUCCUGUCUGAACCACUGUGCUCCCUGCACUAAUAAUAAUAAUAAUAAUAAUAAUAAUAAUAAUAAUAAUAAACUAUUAUUAUUUUAGUAAGAGUACUAUAGACUUUGGAACCCACUUCAACUUGGUAAAACUCUCUUAGUUGCUUGAAUAAUAAAACACUUAAUAUGGUUCUUGAUGCCUGAUAUACACUAAAAACACUUAUUACUAAUAAUUGUUUUACUGUUCAUACUCUUAAGAGGGGGCAGUUAAAGUAGUAACCUAUAUCUGUCUUUUUCAUCUCCCUACUUUUCUUUUACUCACUUGUUUUUCCUUUCAGCACUUAAAAAAAAAACCUUGGUUUCGUUUUCUAAUUUUUUGCUUAUGUCAUAUGGUAUGCUGUGCAUUUGUGUGUUGAGAUAAGACCCCUAUGUGGAAAGUUGAUAUUAGAGGCAUUUGGGUUUGUUUUACUUUCCCGUAAUUAUUACAGGCUAAUAGAUGCUUAGAAGUGGAAGGUCCUGGGGCCCCUGGGUGGCUCAGUUGGUUGAGCAUCUGACUGCAGCCCAGGUCAUGAUCUCAUGGUCCGUGAGUUCAAACCCUGUGUCAGACUCUGUGCUGACAGCUCAGAGCCUGGAGCCUGCUUUGGAUUCUGUGUCUCCCUCUCUCUCUCUGCCCCUCCCCCACUUACGCUGUGUCUCUCUCUGUCUCUCAAAAGAAUGAAAAAUGUUAAAAAAAUAAUUAAAAAAAAAGGCAGUGGAAGGUCCCACAGGACCUUCGCACACUACACUGGAAAACCACUGUGCCAUCACUGACCAGAGAGUUUAUACACCUCUGCUGGAACAGGUUACCAGUUCUUCGAGGCUCCUUGUGGCUACCUGUAUAUUGUAGUCACAGCUUUAAUUGUUGGGAAAUCCUUUCUCAUACUGUAACUUCUACUCUUUGGUCCUUGUUCUGCUCUCUGAACAAAUAUUAUCUGCAUCUAUUCCCACAUGGCAGCCCUUCAGAUACUUGAGGCCAUUGUGGUCCGAGUUAAGAUUUUUAUUCUCCCUUCCACAUCCACAUCCACAUCCACAACCACAACUCCUUUCUUGCUUCUUACUGAGCAUAGUCCUGUACUGUUCUAGUUGCCUUCCCCCAGGGAAGAGCUGAAGUUGGCAGGUCCUGUUUAGAGUGUGGUACUUAGAAUGGGACACUGUUACCCUGCGGUCUGAUCAGGAAAGACGCCAACGAGCCACUUACUCCCUUCCUCUCCUCUGGAUGCUGUGCCGCAGUUCAUUUCUAUGGAGAGGCCCCAAAUUCCCUCAUUCUUUUGAUCCCUACGUCAAACUUCUACUUGAUGCCAUGAAGCACUCAGGUUGUGCUGUUAACAAAGAAAGACACUUUUCUUGUGAAGACUGUGAUGGAAAUGUCAGUGGAGGUUUUGAUGCUUCAACAUCUCAGAUUGUUUUAUGCCAGAACAACAUCGGUAGUCAGGCCCAUAUGAACAGAGUGGUCACCCAUGAGCUCAUUCAUGCGUUUGAUCACUGUCGUGCUCACGUCCACUGGUUCACCGAUGUCAGACAUUUGGCCUGCUCAGAGGUUCGAGCUGCUAACCUUAGUGGAGACUGCUCACUUGUGAAUGAAAUAUUCAGGUUGCAUUUUGGAUUAAAACAACACCAUCAGACUUGUGUGCGAGACAGAGCCAUUCUUUCUAUCCUGGCUGUUAGGAAUAUCAGCAAAGAAGUAGCUCAAAAGGCUGUUGAUGAAGUUUUUGAGUCUUGUUUCAAUGACCAUGAACCUUUUGGAAGGAUCCCACAUAACAAGACUUAUGCAAGAUAUGCUCAUAGAGACUUUCAAAACCGUGAUCGGUAUUACUCAAAUAUAUGAAGACAAUGACAUUUUAUGUUAUGGAGCUUCUGUGAUCAUGAAGAAAAUAUUGUUCUCAAGUGGACAAAUAUAUGAAAUGUAAAUUAUCAAUUAAAUACAUUUAAAACACAGAAGAUGCUUAUUCUAGCGUAUGUUCAGAAAAAGUGGCUGUGGUAAAAGUGAAACUGCCUUAAACUCCAAGGCAAAAAUUGUAACUUUACAGUUAGCCAUUUGGUAAAUAAGGCAAAUAAAUUACAUUCUUGUAUUUUCUAUGUUGUACUUGUGUUUUUUUAUUAUUUGUAUUUUUUAAAAAAUUGUGAUUUGUUUUUAUUACAUGUGGUUAUUUUAAAAUUUGAUUAUGGGGGCCCCUGGGUAGCUCAGUUGGUUAAGCAACUGACUUUGGCUCAGGUCAUGAUCUCAUGGUUCAUGAGUUUGAGCCCCGCAUCAGACUCUCUGCUGUCAGUGCAGAGCCUAUAUUUGGAUCCUCUGUCCUCCUCUCUCUGCCCCUCCACUGCUCAUGCUGUCUCUCUCUCAAAAAUAAAUAAACAUUAAAAAAAAAAAAUUUGAUUAUGAAACCUG